AUGGCGCUUCGAGACACCUGGUUGCCACUGCUUAAAGCGCAUGGCCUCAGUCACAAGUUCUUUCUGGCUGGUACUGAGGUCGACGACUUGUCGCAGAUUGACGCGCUGCUGCGACGCGAGCGCGACUUUUUUGAUGACAUGGUCUUCUUAACGGGGACCACGGACGAGUACCCCAUAGGGCGCAAGGGACUUGCAGCUCUUCUCUGGGCAGCGCACAACACUGCAGCCCAGUUCUGGCUAAAAUUUGACGAUGAUUUAUAUGUGCGGCCAAAUCUCCUGCUGAACCGCCUUGCCAGCUUGCAACGGGCCGAGCUGUAUUGGGGCGCAUUCGACUACAGUGGGAUGGUGGUACGAGACCCGUCUGACGCACACUUCACGCCCUACGAUGUUUGGCAAGAACCGGUCUUUCCGGCCUACGCGCGAGGUGCGGCAGUCGCAAUGUCCAUGGAUCUCGUACGCCUGAUCGCUGAGCAUGAGGAGAGGCAGCCUUUGAAGAAGAUCCGGGCCGGAGGGGUCAGAAGUGACUGUAUCAGGGCUACUUACUAG
Symbiodinium pilosum is the source of this 546-nucleotide messenger RNA. The record is from the annotation of a GenBank genome assembly. NCBI's taxonomy places the organism in Eukaryota, Dinophyceae, Suessiales, Symbiodiniaceae.